AUGGAGACCAAGGCCACGGUGACUCUACCCGACGACUUGCUGGCGGACAUCCUCGGCCGUCUCCCAGCUCGCAGCCUCGCGGCGUCGCAGCGCGUCUGCAAGGCAUGGCACGAGCUCGUCGAGAACCGCCGGCUUCUUCUCCGGCUGCGGCGCCUCCUCCCGCACUCGGUGCGCGGCCUCUUCAUCAACUACCAGGACUACGGCAACCCGCACUUCUUCGCCCGGCCACCGCUGGCGGUGGCGGCGGACGGUGCUCGGAUCAAGGGCAAGGUUGAUUUCAUCGUGCGAGAGAUCAAUGGCUACAGCUUUAGCAGCUGGUAUGAAGUCGCGGAUCACUGCAAUGGCAUCCUCCUCUACCGGGACACCGACCAGCACGUCUUGUACGUGCUGAACCCCGCGACUCGGCGGCGGGCGCGCCUGCCGCCGUGCUCCGGCGAGGAUUGGAAACGUCGCGCGUUCCUUGUGUUCGACCCCGCCGUGUCGCCGGAUUACAAGGUGCUACUAGAGCCCGUUGACCCGAGAGAGGCUGCCUGCAGUCGUUUGAUGCAGUGGCCGCCGGCGGCAUGGAAGUGGCACGAGUUCUCGUCGAUGACCGGGAGGUGGAAGGAGAAGGUGUUCGUCCUCGAAGGCGAGGCGGCAGGGACAGUAGGUGAGUUGGUACUGGGCUUGGAUUCGUUGAGAUACAGUAUGGUUCCUCGAUGGCGCUAUGCUGCCUACUGGAAAGGAGAACUCUACGUACACUGCCGUGGUGAAUUUGUUGCAAGGUAA
Molecule: messenger RNA, 768 nt
Organism: Panicum virgatum (switchgrass)
Lineage: Eukaryota; Viridiplantae; Streptophyta; Magnoliopsida; Poales; Poaceae
Product: F-box protein At3g07870-like
Exons: 1
Coding region: 1-768 (255 amino acids)
Molecular function (GO): protein binding
Source: RefSeq, a predicted model, not a curated record